Molecule: messenger RNA, 1556 nt
Organism: Rubroshorea leprosula
Lineage: Eukaryota; Viridiplantae; Streptophyta; Magnoliopsida; Malvales; Dipterocarpaceae
Source: the annotation of a GenBank genome assembly
AAAGCAGGAGAUUUUUAGGAAUCAUGAUCAUCAGUGGUGUGCAAUCCUUGUGUAAGCUACCCAAUCCUCGGUUGGCUGUUCCAGUUCUGGGUUCUUCUCCAUUUUUCAAUAAUCACCGCACCAACCUGAAUAGAUCAUUGAGCAGGGAUUUCAAGCAUUGUGAAGAUGGAAGAUUUGUCAAGGGCAGAUGGAUUGUUUGUGGAUGGCUAAUACCAGUGGAUCCAUGGGCACCCAACAUUGAUUCACAGAGCAUUGCUUCUCAACUUUUCGCAGUUUCUUUGUUUCCAUACAUUGGUUUCCUGUACUUCAUCACCAAAUCCAAAUCUUCUCCUAAACUCACCCUUUUUGGGUUCUAUUUCUUGCUCGCUUUCGUGGGGGCUACCAGUGAGUUUCUUGGUUAUCUUUCCUUCUAUAGCUUUUUUUUUUUUUCUUCAAUUGAUGUGAGAAAGCUAAUUGUUCUCCUUAAUAUGUUCUUAACUUGGGGAAGAGGGUUUCCUUUUGUUUCUAAUUACAAUAAUUUUUUUAAUGCUUUUUAUGAGUGUCAAGAUAUUCAUGGUAAAAUUGAGAAUUUUCCUAAUUUGGUUGCGCUACUGAUUCUUUUUGUUAUUAUUUUUUUCUUUGCGCCUUUCAAUUCUGCUGAGCAGUUCCAGCUGGAAUUUAUGGUAAUUUCUCACAGCUGAAUGAGGUUUAUCUAUAUAACUAUAUGCAUUUUGAUUCAUUGGAGAGGUAAGUGCCUAACUUUAGUCUAUGUGGUUGAGACAGCAAAGGUGAAAUAUGGUACUUCCUUGUCUAAUGUGGAUUGGUUACAUGGAGGGGCUGAGUCGCUUCUCACUUUAACCAACUUAUUCAUUGUCUUGGGAUUGAGACAAGCUCUAAGGAAAGCUAAAGAUGCAAAAGAAAGCACAUUUAAUUCUGCUCCAGGUGUGAAAGAGCAGAAGAAGCCUACCCUAUGGAAGUAGCAGAAGGAUGUCGCUCAAGUACUCCAUCCUCUUGUCAGUUUGUCUUUAUUUUGCUCAUUUAUUACUGUAUUCUUAUUCUACUACCUGAUAAUGUUGCAGUAAUCUUUUGUUUGUUCUAUUCUGCACCUUCUCCUGCAAGUCCUGUUGUUUAACGUGUCACUGUUGUAGGUACUCUUCAAUCUGGGUGUUUCUGAUAUCAGCUACUUCUCAAAUUUCUAGAAGAUUAGGAGUUUCUUACCUGGGACCAUCUCCGCUGCUUACAAUCUCCUUGGUCUACUUCUACAUCUAGAUCUAGUUUGCCACCGUUUUUUGCUUUUAUUUGUCCUUUCUCUGUCCCUUUUUCUCCUGUAGCUUCCUAACAUGCUUUGUAACAAUUUCUUGAUGGAGGUAGUUUUGGAAUAUCUUAUGCAUUCCACCAAUUUAAGCUAAGAUUUCAUGUUAUGUUGCAUCCAUGGAAUAAAGCAUGCAGAUUGAAAUUCCAUUGCAUCUGCAAUUUCUCUAUUUCCCCUUCCUUAAUAAGCCCUUCAUGCCAUGUGGACAAACUGCCUGACAGACAAUCCAUUGAUUUUUAGUUUUGGGUAGUGUUUUGUUAGAUAU